Molecule: messenger RNA, 7600 nt
Organism: Lineus longissimus
Lineage: Eukaryota; Metazoa; Nemertea; Pilidiophora; Heteronemertea; Lineidae
Product: synaptogenesis protein syg-2-like
Exons: 25
Coding region: 95-4705 (1536 amino acids)
Biological process (GO): cell-cell adhesion
Cellular component (GO): plasma membrane; cell-cell junction
Molecular function (GO): cell adhesion molecule binding
Source: RefSeq, a predicted model, not a curated record
AUAAGGCACACACCUUCAUGUUGUCAAAAUUUAUAAGAGGAUGAUUUUGGCUUUACGAGUUAAAACGUAGGAUUUUUCAUGAGAACUUGGCAGCAUGGAAACUGGAUCAGUCCUAGCCUUCUGUAUUUUCCUUGCAGUGAUAUUGCUCUGUCCGGUCCAUGUUCUUGGAGGUCAAGCAUGUCUUUCAGACACCUUCGGCCCUCGUGUCGUUAAACGAGAGGAGCCCGUUGAACUUGAAGACCGUCCAGAGCCAGAACCACCCCAAAUCACCGGGUUCCCUCCAGGUCCAGUGACAGCUGGAACACAACUACGCGUUUUGUGCUUUGCCCCCGGAAACCCAUACAUGUACGAAUGGUACAAAGAUGGUAAAAAAGUAACAACAUCUUCCAGUUACGAUUUCCAAGUUACGAAAGAGAGUGCUGGUGGCUACUUUUGCAAGGCGGGAAGACAAACUUGUUAUAGAGUCAGCAGUCGCAAGAUCUUGGAUGUUUAUUAUAAAGCCGAUUCCGUCGUCGUGUCAUCUGGUAAGACCUCAUCCUAUGCUGGAGAAAAAGACAAGUUCACAUGUACAGUGACUGGAGGCAACCCCACCCCCACUGUUAAGCUCUUCUUCAAGCGAUCAGGUGGUACACCAGUGGAGGUCACCCAAGGUCAGGACAGGAUCAUGGUCAAAGAAGACAACCAGGCCGAGUACUACUGUCAGGCGAUGGUCCCUGGAUAUCCCACCCUCGAUAUGACCUCAAGUAGAAAGACCUACAAUGUAACCUUUGCGAAUACUAAAGUUUUCUUCCUGAAUAACCCAACCGCUGCUGUCCAGGCCGGCCAAAUGAAGAAGUUCACAUGUGAGACAGAUGAAAGUAACCCUAUUACUUAUAUAAAGUGGUAUCAACAUAUUAUUGGAUCAUCUUGGCGAGACAUCACCACCGGAAUAUCGACAUCAGAGAGGCAUGGUGUGUAUGGUGGAAAGAUCAGGAUCAGUGUGUGGUCUGUGACAGCAACCAAGGCCAUGAAUGGUGCAACAGUCAGAUGUUCGUCAAUGUACUCAUUGACGCGACAUGACUUUUCAACUAAUGCAGACACAACAAUGCAUGUAAAAUUCAACCCUUCAAAGAUAACGAUGACACAGAAGCCGCCGACAUCAAUAAAUGAGGGUAAAUCAUUUAAUAUUGUAUGCGAGACAGACAGUGCCAACCCUGUUGCUAACAUCCAAUUCCACAGGAAGAGAACAGAAGGAAACUGGGAGCAGCUGACAUCAGGGAUAACAUCUGAGGUCAGGGCUGCAGAGUUCAAUGGCAAGAUAAGGAAGAGUACACUGACUGUGACUGCUAAUAGGUUGGACACCAAGGCUGUCUUCAAGUGUGAAGUGAAGGAUGGCUCAUUUCAAGUGGAACAAACUGCAACAGUAAAUGUCUUGUAUAAAGCCGAGUCCGCCGUCGUUUCAUCUGGUAAGACCUCAUCCUAUGCUGGAGAAAAAGACAAGUUCACAUGUACAGUGACUGGAGGCAACCCCAUCCCCACUGUUAAGCUCUUCUUCAAGCGAUCAGGUGGUACACCAGUGGAGGUCACCCAAGGUCAGGACAGGAUCAUGGUCAAAGAAGACAACCAGGCCGAGUACUACUGCAAGGCGAUGGUCCCUGGAUAUCCCACCCUCGAUAUGACCUCAAGAAGAAAGACCUACAAUGUAACCUUUGCGAAUACUAAAGUUUCCUUCCUGAAUAACCCAACCGCUGCUGUCCAGGCCGGCCAAAUGAAGAAGUUCACAUGUGAGACAGAUGAAAGUAACCCUAUCACUUAUAUAAAGUGGCAUCAACAUAUUAUUGGAUCAUCAUGGCGAGACAUAACCACCGGAAUAUCGACAUCAGAGAGUAAUGCUGUGUAUGGUGGAAAGAUCAGGAUCAGUGAGUGGUCUGUGACAGCAACCAAGGCCAUGAAUGGUGUAUCAGUCAGAUGUUCGUCAAGGUACUCAUUGACGGGACAUGACUUUUCAACUAAUGCCGACACAACAAUGCAUGUAAAAUUCAACCCUUCAAAGAUACGGAUGACACAGAAGCCACCAAUAUCAAUAAAUGAAGGUGAAUCUUUCAAUAUUGUAUGCGAGACAGACAGUGCCAACCCUGUUGCUGACAUCCAAUUUCACAGGAAGAGAAGGGGAGGAACCUGGGAGCAGCUGACAUCAGGGAUAACAUCUGACGACAGGGCUGGGGAGUUCAAUGGCAUGAUAAGGAAGAGUACAAUGACUGUGACUGCGAAAAGGUUGGACACCCAGGCUGUCUUCAAGUGUGAAGUGAAGGAUGGCUCAUUUCAAGUGGAACAAACUGAAACAGUAAAUGUCUACUUUCCACCAAAUGUCAAGAUCUCGUCCAACCCGAAUCCAGUCCAAGAAGGUGAUACCCUGAUGUUAACCUGUACAGCUCUUGGCGGCAACCCACCUUUCUACACCUACAAGUGGUUCUACAAGGACAAUGAAAUACCAAAUGAAACCUCAAAGGACUUCAAGAUAACCGAUAUCAGGUACACCCAGUCUGGGACAUACAAAUGCCAAGCUAUCAACUACUCGCCUGAUGGUAAAGCCGAUGGUAGUUUGGAUAUAGAUACUCAGUAUAAGGCAAAAUGGAACCCCGAACUUCCCGAAGUCUUCACUGUAGCCAGUACACCCUACUCACCAAUGGAGCUCGUUCUCCAUGUGAUUGCAAACCCUUCACCUACAAAUGUCACUUGGUUCUUCCCAAACAUGACAACAAUUGGGGGAGAUUUUGUGGCGGCCAAAGUGAAUGAUACGACAUACACUUUGAACAAGGCGUCUAUCGGGGUUAACGACUAUGGAAACUACAUUGUUAAUGUGACAAAUGAUGCUGGAAUUUCAACGUUUAAUUUUGAACAACAGGGAGCUGGACCCCCGCAUUUACCUUGCUGUCCUGCACUAGAGGACGCAACUGCGGUGUCCUUGACCUUGAUCUUCAUGAGUAACUUCACUGGCGGAUCCGUCCAGACAUUCACAAUUGAGAACAAAAAAUCUGCUUUGAACGUAUGGGACACAGCUGUCAAGGAUAUUGCUGAUCCUGGUACUGGGAAUAACGUCGUCCAGAAGAUAUCCGGUCUAGGAAGUGAUACAAAGUAUAUGGUUCGUGUGAAGGCAACCAAUGAUGAUGGUGAAAGUGGUUAUGGGAAAAUCCUUGAAGCGAAAACUGAAGUUGCACCACAUGUCACGUUAACCGUGGAACGCAAGGACAACCAGGUGACCGUUUCAUGGACCAAACUCUUAAAGGAGUACACACAGAUCCAAAUCAGGUUUUGCCCGGAGGAAGGAGGAAGUUGUGGCUAUCAUGUUGUCGCUGACCCAACAAGCCUCACGAGCAGCUUCAUGGUCAAUGAGGGCACAAUUUACAGCUAUUAUAUGAUGAUAUUCGACGGUGAGGAUGUAGUUUUCGAUUCGGCGGCCGUGAAGGUGGCUACAUCUGGUCCGCUUACCGCGGCAAUAGGGGGCGUAAUAGGAGGCUUUCUAUUUCUCCUGGUCAUCGUGGUCGUGUUGGCGGCGGUGUUCAUACUUAAGAAGAGACGGGCAGAGCAAGACAGAGACAGACGUACGGCUGGAGGAGAUGCUGCGGGGCUGUCCAGCACUCGCCAAUCCCCUGACCCUCGUUUCCACGAUCAUAUUUACGUCAAUGUCGACAACAUUCCAUUGGAAAGUGAUGCUGCUCCCCCAAACCUAAACGAACCAGAUUAUGUCAACUGGCAGCCUCGAAAGUUACCUGUGCAAGGAGAUGGUGCAGAUUCUACAGAACCUGAGAAUGAAGAACCUCCCCUAGGUGAGCCGGGAACACGAGAAAACUAUCUUCGAGAAAGAAAGAAAGUAUAUGUCGACACUGAACCUCUAGAACCAUCUGUACAAGGAGGUGGAACAAGUUUGGCAGAGCCCAAGUAUGACGAACCUCGUCAAGAUCCACCAGGAGACCAACAGGAGCACGUUGAUGGAGGUGGUACACGUUUGGCAGAGCCCGAGAAUGACGAACCUUGUCAAGAUCCACCAGGAGACCAACAGGAGCACGUUGAAGGAGGUGGUACAGGUUUAGCAGAGCCCGAGUAUGAAGAACCUCGUCAAGAUCCACCAGGAGACCAACAGGAGCACGUUGAAGGAGGUGGUACAGGUUUAGCAGAGCCCGAAUAUGACGAACCUCGUCAAGAUCCACCAGGAGACCAACAGGAGCACGUUGAAGGAGGUGGUACACGUUUGGCAGAGCCCGAUCAUGGCGAACCUUGUCAAGAUCCACCAGGAGACCGACAGGAGCACGUUGAAGAGGUGAUACACGAUGAUGCCAAAUUGAUUCCAGUGGCCCAGAAGAAAAUUGAAGAUAUAUCCGUGGAAGAUUUCAAGCAAUGGCUCCUUUUGAAAGAAGUGACAGGCUCAACUUACCAAGUCCUCGCAAAGAACGGGUUGAACAAGGCCGUUAUCUUCGCCUUACUUGAACGGGAAGAUCUCAAGGCACUCCCUAUCGAGCCGCUUGGACAAGAGAUCCUCGUUCGAAACCUGGUGGAAAGUUUUCAAUCGGGGGCGAAGGCCUGGAAGGGCGAUGGGCAAAGAGCGUCAUCAGGAGAUGAUGAGGACGUAGACAAUCCUUAUGAAGAAUUGAAUAUCACGCCUGAUGUAUUGGCUGCCCGAGACUACACUCAGCUAAAAUCCUGGCGGUUAAGUCGAGCUGACAGCUAGCCGCCAUGCGUAGUUCAGAGGGUUGUUGGUGGAUGAUUCCAUUCCUAUAUAGGCCAACACAUAUUUGACAUUUGUAUCCUAGAACUCUUUUGAUGACUUUGCCUCGAAAUCAGCGCCACGAUCGGCAGAGGUUGGGACAAAAUUUCCAGAUUUUAUCUGCAGUUACACAUCCAGAAUAUUUUAAUCUGUUAUGCGCAGGCGUAACCGGAUACAAAUUCUGGAAAUUGAGUUCCAACUUCUGUCGAUCGUGACGUUGAUUUUGAGCCCUCAACGUACUUUCGAAUCUCUGAGAUGCCAAAAUAUGCACUCAGCAUGUCUUCGCCCAAGAGUAGCGCAUAUACUCUGCGUAGUUGGCCUCGUCACCUAUGAAAUCGGGCUGCAUCGGAGGCAUAUAACUGUAUAUGGCGUAGGGAUGAAAGAGUCUCGACUCUCAAGAUAACAUAACAAUUGGGUCGUGAUGCCAAUAAAACUGUAGCACCACUGUUACAACCACCAAUGUAAAAAUCAACGCUCAAUGUAUAAUAAUGUAUAAUAUCCACGCUUAAUGUGAGAACUUUUUUUAACGCCUAAUGUACGAACUUUCAAGUUAGAGUCAUGUUUUUAAUUUAUUUCAUUCCCUCUGGAAAAAAAAAUCCCCUCAACGAAAACUAUCCACAGAAUGAAUGAUCAGUGCCCCUGAAUAUGAGUAAAACAGAAUUACUCAUGUUCAGGAGGGACUCCAACAUAUUGGUUGAAGUCAUGAAAGUAAAGGGCCUCCUGAAUAUGAGUAAAACAGAAAAAACACUUAAAGUGAUGGAUGUUUGGUAAAACAGAAUACCCAUAUUGAGGAAGAACUAUAAAUCAUUGUAGAUGUUUGGUUAAAAAUUGCAUGGUCUUCUGAAUAUAAGUAAAACAAUUACUCAUAAUUCAGGAAUGACUCCAACAUAUUGGUUGAAAAGUGCAGGACCUCCUGAAUAUGAAUAAAACAGAAUUACUCAUUUUCAGGACAAAGAGGGCAAGAUUAUUGGUAAAAAAAUGUCUGGGCUACUGAAAUAAUAAUGUGGUUUAGCUGAUAACCUUUACUUUGGAUUUUGUAAAUGAUUAUUGAAAAUCAUUCGAAAUUUUUUUGUACUACGAAAAUUGUGAAUUCUGUACGUGAUUGUUAUUAUUAUGUACUUAGAUUUGAUGAAUAAAAUUGUCAUAGUGUUUAUAUAAAAAGUUUUUUUUCUUUAGAAUAACUGCGAUUUGCAGCCCUUGAACAGUUGACUUUGCAACUUCAUUUGAUAAAGUUUUGAAAAGAAAAAUACCUUAUUCAUUUUCAUUCUUCGACCUUUCACCAGAUGAACUUUUAUACACAGAUAAUCUUGUCAAGAGCGUUAAAUGAUAAUUUUGCAUUAAAAGUGCAUAAUAUUCAUCUGGUAUUUCAACAUAAUUUUAAGGAUAAAAGAAUGCUUCGACUUUUACAGCAUUAUUUGAUUAAAUUUCUGUGAAAAAUAGCCAAUAAAAUCAAAGGAAAAAAAUAUAUUUGGUUUACAGGACUUUAAAAUAUGAUCAGUUUAUAUUAAUCGGCUAUAAUAGAUCCAAAAGAUUAUGUAAAAAAAACAAGCAUGCUGUUAGCAAUGAAGAAAAACUGGUUAAAAAUAUGUUCAGAAAAUAAGAAGCUACCUGAGCCAAUUUUUACCAAAUAUGGCGAAUCUUAUAUGGCCAGAGACCUCUAUUAGCCAGCGUGUACAUUCUGUGUACAUUUUAAUGAAUAUAGGUUGGUGAAAAAAGUACACCAAGGGUGCUUUAAUUCCCACCAAAUUUUAUAUGUGUUUUGAAGAGGCUUUUAUCGAAAUAAUAGUAAAAAUUAAAAACAUUUCAAUACCGAUUCCCUGAGAAAAAUUGAUUUGUGUACAGCAUUGCCAUCAAAUCGUCACUCGCGGACUGAUAUGGGCCUAUCAGAAUACAAGUUCUAAACUGGCCAGUGAGACAAUAUUUCCUUAUAUUAAUUAUCAAAAAGUACAUACCCGUUAUGGCCUGGCUCUGUAGAUUAGGAAUCCACCAAAUAUUGAAGAAUAAAUCCACUUUCACCCAUCACAGUCAUGUAUUUACCACAGCUUCACAGUUCAGUACGGACCCACACUUCCGCCUGUGGAUGAAUAGAUGUCUCUGCCCUGUAGAUGUUUGGUUAAAGAGACAAGACCACAAUUGAUUUUUUAAGCCUUUUAGCAGUUAAAUUGUCAAUGUUUGACCGCGACGCAUCAAAUACUGCGUGGGGUUGUGAAUCUGAAAUUUAGAUAUGAUAUUCCGGACAGUCGGGCAAGUAAAUGGUGAAAAAUAAACUGGUAGUUGCAAGACCACGGAAAUUUUUUGAUAAUCGACAAAUUAGACAGACAUUGAUAUUUCCACUCUUUUCAGCCAACUGGCAGAAAAAUCUCAAAACACGCCCCCUAUUACCCAAUUAGCAAAAUUCGAAAUUAAUUUUUUCAUCAAAUAAUUUCUUUAUAUCUGUAGACUUGCCACAACAAAUAUUUUUUCAAUACCUCUCCAAAUAUGUACUUGAGAGUUAAAAACAUGCACUCGUCUAAUUGAUAGGCCUCGACCCUCCAACCUAUGAAUAUUCAUUAGUGGUCUUGUCUCUAAAAAGUGCAUGGCCUCCUGAAUAUGAGUAAAACAUAAUUACUCAUCUUCAGGAACGAUUCCAACUUACUGGACAAAAAGUGCAGGGCCUUCUGAAUAUGAGUAAAAAAUUCUCAUAAUUCAGGAAUGACUCCAACUUAUUGGUUGAAAAGUGCAGGACCACAUGAAUAUGAGUAAAACAGAAUUACUCAUUUUCAGGUUGAUGAGGUUAAGAUUAUUGGUAAAAAAAUGACUGGCCUCCUGAGAACCUUCACUUGGGAUUUUGUAAAUGAUUAUUGAAAAUCAUUCGAAUUU